AUGUACUUUAAUCCUCUUAUCCUCGCGGCCCUUGUGCCUCUAGCAACCGCCCAACUCUCCGGCAGCGUCGGACCCUCGUCAUCAGCAAGCACCAAAGCCAGCACUAAAACUUGCAACGUCCUAGACUACGGCGCCAAAGCAGACAAAUCCACCGAUAUAGGCUCCGCCAUCGACUCUGCCUUCAAAGAAUGCUCCAACGGCGGUGUUGUCUACAUCCCUCCCGGCGACUACGCCAUGGAGAGCUGGGUGACCCUCAGCGGCGGUAAAGGCUGGGCGUUGCAGCUGGACGGAGUCAUCUACCGGACUGGUUCUGAUGGUGGCAACAUGUUUAUAAUCGAGCACUCUUCGGAUUUUGAGUUUUUUAGUAGUACCUCCAAGGGUGCGGUGCAGGGAUCUGGGUAUGAGUUCCAUAAGGAGGGCUCGUUGAGUGGGCCUCGGAUUCUGCGAUUGUAUGAAGUGACGGAUUUCUCGGUGCAUGAUGUUGCGUUGGUCGAUGCGCCGGCGUUUCACUUCUCUUUGGAUACGUGUGAGAAUGGAGAGGUGUAUAAUAUGGCUAUUCGGGGUGGUGAUUCGGGUGGAUUGGAUGGUAUUGAUGUUUGGAGCACCAAUAUUUGGAUUCACGAUGUCGAGGUUACCAACAAGGACGAAUGCGUGACGGUCAAGAGCCCUGCCAAGAACAUCCUCGUUGAGAACGUCUACUGCAACUGGAGCGGUGGAUGCGGUAUGGGUUCGCUGGGAACCGACACCGACAUCAGCAACAUCAUGUACCGCAACAUCUACACCUGGAAGUCCAACCAGAUGUACAUGAUCAAGAGCAACGGCGGCAGCGGUACCGUCUCAAACGCGGCCUUUGAGAACUUUAUCGGCCACGGCAACGCCUACUCCCUCGAUAUCGACAGCUACUGGAGCAGUAUGGACGAAGGGAGCGGUGACGGUGUCCAACUCAGCAACCUCACUUUCAAGAACUGGAAGGGCACCGAAGAAGACGGCGCCCAGCGUGGUCCCAUCAAGAUUGAGUGUCCUGACGCGGCUCCUUGCACGGACAUCACCAUCCAGGACUUUAACAUGUGGACCGAAUCCGGCGACGAACAGAGCUACACCUGCCGUAGCGCUUACGGGUCUGGUUUCUGCUUGGAGAACUCGGACGAUGAGUCUUCGUACAGCACCGCGUUGACCGCGACUGCAACCCCUUCGGCCUUUGCGGCACCCCGCAUGCCCAAUGACUUGUCCACUGCGUUUGGUACCGACUCUGCCAUUCCAAUCCCGACUAUCCCGACCUCGUUUUUCCCCGGGGCGACACCAUACAGUGCGCUUGCUGGUGCAGCUAGCGGCAGUGCCACGCCGUCUAGUUCUAUGGUUGCGAGACGGUUCAUGCCCAAGGAGACUGGUGCUUAUCCGGAUUUCCACGGCAAGAACCGUCGGAUGGUGAAACGAGCUACGAGGGUAUUUUCGUAG
This is a messenger RNA of Aspergillus ruber CBS 135680, 1455 nucleotides long. RefSeq names its product putative extracellular rhamnogalacturonase (gene rhgB). NCBI's taxonomy places the organism in Eukaryota, Fungi, Ascomycota, Eurotiomycetes, Eurotiales, Aspergillaceae. Gene Ontology annotation, biological process: carbohydrate metabolic process. The transcript is spliced from 4 exons. Gene Ontology annotation, molecular function: polygalacturonase activity. The record is from RefSeq and is a predicted model, not a curated record. The coding region runs from base 1 to 1455 and encodes 484 amino acids.